AUGUGCGAGCCGCGAGAGCACGACUCCGAGCUGAAGGACUCCCAAGUGGGCGACAUCCCCGAGCCGUUCCCCCAGCUCUUCAAGGCGCUCACGGACGAGAAGGAUCUGCUCCUCAGGUGGACUUCCAUCACCUUCCCCAUCGAUGUCAGCGUCAGCGACAUCGAGGACGCCUCUCUCGACCGAAGCAAGUACAGGCUGGUUUCGCAUCCACAGGACACCGUACCGGCCGACCAAGUCACAGUCAAUUGCACGGUGCUGUACAUGUCCCAGUGCAUGUCCGGCAGGAAGUGCAGGUCGUCAUGCGAGUCCACGGGAGCCUCGGCCUACCGCUGGUUCUUUGAUGGCUGCUGCGAAUGCGUCGGAAGCCGCUGCAUCAACUACGGUGUUGAUGAGAGCAGGUGCAUCGACUGUCCCAGGGUGGACGACUUCGACGACGAGCUCACCGACCGCAUCCUCUCGGGGUCGAUAGCUCCUCCAGCGGACGAGUCGGCUCUCCAGUCCGACAUCCUCUUCGAAGACGGCCCGACCAACUAAGGCGCUCUCUCGUUCGGCCGAUUUUUUUUUUUACAUCUCGAGGUCGUCUUACCUCAAGAAGUAGUCCC
Molecule: messenger RNA, 602 nt
Organism: Penaeus vannamei (Pacific white shrimp)
Lineage: Eukaryota; Metazoa; Arthropoda; Malacostraca; Decapoda; Penaeidae
Source: RefSeq, a predicted model, not a curated record